AAUGUCAUACGCCCAGUUCGGGUUUGGACUUUGUGUGAAACGGAAGAUAAGCAACUUAAGCAUGGGAAGGUGGGUCUUAGUAGGGGGGCUGUUGUUUGCUGUGCUGGCCUUGACCUGGGGUCAAGAUGGGGGCCAAGUACAUGUCGUCCAUCCUAUAUUGGGAACAAUCGUUGGGCGACAAGGAGUCACUUCGAGGGAUCAAACUCCAUACUGGACCUUUCAUGGAAUACCCUAUGCUGAUGAGGAGUCUUACACUGGCGUAAAUCGAUUCAAGCCUUCUGCAGUGCAUAAUAAACCACUGACUACGACCGGUGAACCCUUUGUCGCAAACAGAAUAUUGGUUUUAUGUCCCCAACAAGAGCUUUUUGAUUUAUCUGGUAUAAUUCCCAGAGAGAAUGAAGGCACUGAAAAUUCAGAACUACUUUCAAAAGCUCAAGACCUUCCCCAAAUUUUCCGAGCAAUUCAUCAACAGAAAAGAAAUCUUUCAGAGGUUUUCCGACAAUAUAGCAGUUCGGAAGAAAGGAAAAGAGCAUUCCAGGAAGAGCCCGUCAAAUCUAUGGGAAACGAGACGUGCCUGACAAUUAAUAUUAACACACCACACAUUCCUGAAAAUGGUCAGAAUCCAGAACCAGGUGAACUUCUUCCAGUUGUUGUUUUCUAUCACGGGGGAGGCUCCGAUUCAGUGUGGGGAUCGGCAUUUACCGGACUAAGAAUGUUGGAGGACCCCGUUGUCCUUGUGACAAUGAACUACAGAUUGGGCGUCCUUGGAGCAUUCAAUCUCGGUACGGAUGAUGCACCUGGUUGUGCUGGAUUAUACGAUUCUAUCACAGUGCUGGAAUGGGUUCAGGCAAAUAUCAAAUAUUUCGGUGGUGACCCCGGCAGAGUCACAAUAAGCGGCCAAUCUGCCGGUUCCAUGAUUGUAGCAAAUCUUAUGACCACCCCUCUCACAAAGGAUAAGAACUUGUUCCAUGGAGUUUGGGGAUUUUCUGGAUCAGCGAUAAGCGUGUGGGCAGUCUCUAAGCACCCAAGCCUCGAUAAUCAUCUUCGAAUCGCCGAAUUCUGUGAUUGCUACCAUCCAGACGCUCCUGAAGAUAUCCCCACCAUCACGACAUGCAUGCAGACGGUCAGUUUAGAUGGCCUUGUGACUGCAUUAGCAUUAUGGAAACACGAAGAAGAAUAUGCUGGAAGGCUGGGAUACGAUGCUCGGAUGCCGUCAAUUCAGGCUCCGAGUCUUACUAUUCCUAUUUUCAUGCCAAACCAUCCUUAUGAAACGUUGGAGAAAUUGGAGCAACGGAAUGUAUCUGUUGUUCUGGGAGCAACUAGACACGAUGGCUCUUAUCCACUGGACGAUAUCUACAACAACUUUUUGAAACCCCACGGACUGGACAAGAACGAAACCUUCCUAAGAAACGAUCUACUUCCAACCCUGCUUAAAACUUUGGGAAUUAGGGAUGACAGUGGCGAACUUUAUCACACCAUGGCCAACACGUAUUUGGGUGAAGCUGCAGCGACUGGGAUCCUUGAGGAUAAGCUACCUGGACUGUUAGAUAUGGUUACUGUUAUGGCCUUCAAGGCUGGAGAAUUCGAGACACUCAAAUUCCAGUCUAGGUUGACGAAACAUGCAUAUUUUUACAGCUUGGAUUAUGUGGGACGUUGGAGUUUGUACAACUUUUUAUGGGGGAAUAUGUACAUUCCUGGUGGAAUAUGUCACACGGAUGAUCUGAUAUAUUUCUUCUGGCUUGGACCUCUCAUUAAUGAAGACAUGAAAGUUAGUCGAAGAUGGAUGAAGUACUUUAUAAAUUUUGCUUAUCAUCGAGAUCCAAAUGGCCCAGCGGGCUCACCUGUCGUUUGGGAACCGUACGACGCCCUGACCCAUCCAUAUCUCAAACUCGGUCGUCACGACAAGAAUGUGCACGAUGCUCCGGAUCACUGGCUGGGGGCAAGUGCAGAACUCUUUGUUGACUGGACACCUACUUCGGAGCCAACAUCGACGAUGUAUUUUUAUGAUUGGAUUCGAAGUUCAAGUUUAUUCAAAGAUUUCUAAGCCCUGUUUCUAUUCUGCAUAAAAUUGUCGUCCGUAAAUUUAAAAUUGGAAUGCAAAUUAAACAUGCGAAAUUGUAAAUUACAAAACAUAACUUUGUUAUCUUUGUUCUGGAUCAGCAUCUUCAGUAAAUGCCACCAUUCUACUCUUU
Messenger RNA from Folsomia candida, 2192 nucleotides. RefSeq names its product fatty acyl-CoA hydrolase precursor, medium chain. The coding region runs from base 2 to 2044 and encodes 680 amino acids. NCBI's taxonomy places the organism in Eukaryota, Metazoa, Arthropoda, Collembola, Entomobryomorpha, Isotomidae. The transcript is spliced from 16 exons. The record is from RefSeq and is a predicted model, not a curated record.